UACGACAGCUCUGCGCCAUUUCCGGCAAAACAUAUGAACGCCAGAGUGAGGAAAACAUGAGGGGUCAAAAGUUAUGGUCCUGAUUUUUAACAGAAACGAAACGUAACACACAGACAUGGCCAGUUCCAUGGUGGCAGUGGGACUGGCUCUGGCAGCAGCUGGAUUUGCAGGUCGCUAUGCCUUGCAGGCCAUGAAGCAGAUGGAGCCUCAGGUGAAACAGGCCCUUCAGAGUUUCCCCAAGACGACUUUUGGAGGAGGGUACUACAGAGGUGGAUUUGAACCAAAGAUGAACAAGAGAGAAGCUUCCCUGAUUUUAGGUGUCAGUCCAACAGCCAACAAGAAUAAGAUCAGAGAGGCCCAUAGAAAACUAAUGAUCCUGAACCACCCAGACAGAGGUGGAUCUCCCUACCUGGCAGCGAAGAUAAACGAAGCAAAGGAUUUGAUGGACGGCCAGAUGAAGAAAUAGAAGUGAAGACCCAAAUGAUGAUAUACAGUUAAUGUGAUUGCACACCAAUCUCAACUAUGACAUUGCACUGACCCACUUGAGCGAUUACUGGAUUUUUCUAACUGAUUAUCAAAUAAAAUCACUCUGCAAUUAA
This is a messenger RNA of Acanthopagrus latus (yellowfin seabream), 599 nucleotides long. RefSeq names its product DnaJ (Hsp40) homolog, subfamily C, member 19 (gene dnajc19). Gene Ontology annotation, cellular component: PAM complex, Tim23 associated import motor. The record is from RefSeq and is a predicted model, not a curated record. The transcript has 6 exons. Gene Ontology annotation, molecular function: ATPase activator activity. Bases 116 to 466 code for a protein of 116 amino acids. NCBI's taxonomy places the organism in Eukaryota, Metazoa, Chordata, Actinopteri, Spariformes, Sparidae. Gene Ontology annotation, biological process: protein import into mitochondrial matrix.